Molecule: messenger RNA, 763 nt
Organism: Notothenia coriiceps (black rockcod)
Lineage: Eukaryota; Metazoa; Chordata; Actinopteri; Perciformes; Nototheniidae
Gene: vipr2
Product: vasoactive intestinal peptide receptor 2
Exons: 7
Biological process (GO): adenylate cyclase-modulating G protein-coupled receptor signaling pathway; cell surface receptor signaling pathway
Cellular component (GO): plasma membrane
Molecular function (GO): peptide hormone binding; G protein-coupled peptide receptor activity; vasoactive intestinal polypeptide receptor activity
Source: RefSeq, a predicted model, not a curated record
GUGUUUCAGGUGGGAUGUAAAGCCAGCUUGGUGUUUUUCCAGUACUUCAUCAUGGCUAACUUCUUCUGGCUGCUGGUGGAGGGGCUGUACCUCCACACGCUGCUCGUCGUCAUCUUCUCCGAGAACAGACACUUCAUCGUCUACAUGUUCAUCGGCUGGGGAUUCCCCCUGGUGUUCGUGUUUGCGUGGGUUAUGACGAGGAUUUAUCUGGAGGACACGGGAUGCUGGGAGAGGAAUGACAACCCCAUACCCAACUGGGUGAUUAACGGACCAAUCGGUUUAUCCAUUAUGGUGAACUUUAUCCUGUUCAUCAGCAUUAUUCGGAUCUUGGUCCAGAAGCUGAGGUGUCCUGACGUGGGCGGAAACGACCAAUCACAAUACAGGAGAUUGGCUAAAUCCACCCUGCUGCUGAUCCCUCUGUUUGGGAUCCACUACGUUGUCUUCGUUUGUCUCGGCGGAUCCAUCGCAGAGGAUUAUAAAAUAUUCUUCGACCUGGCACUCGGAUCCUUUCAGGGUCUGGUGGUGGCCAUUCUGUACUGUUUCCUAAACAGUGAGGUUCAGGGUGAGCUUAAAAGAAAGUGGCGGAGUAUGUGUUUGAACUGCCGUCUGAACAGAGAUCACUUCAGCAACACCUUCGCCUCCAGGAACGGUUCAGAGCACAUGGUGCAACCUCACAGAAACUCCAGAACCCAGUCCAUCCUGCAGUCUGAGACCUCUGUGCUCUAAAGGCCAUUAAAGGUCCCCUACUACACUGUUUUUCAUC